AUGCGGGAGGUGAAGCUGGAGCCCGACGUCAUCAGCUAUGGUGCUGGGAUUAGCGCGUGCGAAAAGGCCGAGCAGUGGCAGCCGGCGCUAGCGCUGCUGAGCGAGAUGUGGGAGGUGCAAUUGGAGCCCGACAUCAUUUGCUGCAAUGCUGGGACCAGCGCUUGCGAGAAGGGAGAGCAGUGGCAGCUGGCGCUGGCGCUGUUGAGCGAGAUGUGGGAGGCGCAAGUGGAGCCCGACUCAGCUACAGCGCUGGGAUCAGCGCAUGCGAGAAGUGCGAGCAGUGGCAGCCAGCGCUGGCGCUGCUGA
This is a messenger RNA of Prorocentrum cordatum, 306 nucleotides long. NCBI's taxonomy places the organism in Eukaryota, Dinophyceae, Prorocentrales, Prorocentraceae. The record is from the annotation of a GenBank genome assembly.